GAAAAAUGGCCAGAAGGCCCGUGCGGUUGCGUUUUUUUUCACGCCGUCCGCUGCACCAUUUCCCCUUCCGUUCCGUCCGCUGCAUCCUCGUCGUACGUUCUGUCUGUCUUUCUCGCCCCCUCUCGCUCUCCGACGGCUGGUCGGCCGCCGCCGCCGUAAGCCGCCAGGUGCUGAGGCUUUCGUUGGUCUCUUCGCCGGGGACGAGCACCCACUAGUGAUUCCUGAACAGUUUGUUUUAGAUGGCAAAUGAAGAGAAGUUGUUCAAGAUGGGAAAUGCAGAUACAGAUACUGCUGCACUGCACAAUGAAUGGGAUGAUGCUCUCUGUCCGAUAUGCAUGGACCAUCCACACAAUGCUGUCCUUCUGUUGUGCAGCUCCCAUGACAAAGGAUGCCGAUCCUAUAUAUGUGAUACAAGCUAUAGGCAUUCAAAUUGCUUAGACAGGUUCAAGAAAAUGAAAGUGAAUGAUGGGGACAGUCCUUCACAGUCAAGCUCAUCCAUGCCUAGGGGUACAAGAAACCAAAAUGUUGUCCACGGAUCUCGUUUUGGUCUUACUAGAGAGAGCCGCAGACUACACAUAGACAUAUCUGAACCCAAUGAAGCUUCCAAUCAUCAAGGUGCCAGCCAUAGACCUGCUGCCAUAGGUGGAGAACAGGAAGAUAACAGCUACAAUGAAGGCACAGAUUUGACAUUGGAAGGUCAAGAGGUUGAGAUCAAUGGUACUUCAGAGUCAAGUGAUAUGUCAAGCUUAAACCAAUUGUUGUGCCCACUGUGUAGGGGGGCUGUUAGUGGCUGGAAGAUCAUCGAAGAAGCUAGACAGUAUUUGGAUGAGAAAUCCAGAGCUUGCUCACGAGAAGCCUGCAUGUUUUCUGGCAACUACAGGGAGAUCCGUAGACAUGCCAGAAGGGUGCACCCCACUACAAGGCCUGCUGAUGUUGAUCCAUCAAGACGCCGUGCAUGGCACCGCCUGGAGCAUCAGCGGGAGUAUGCUGAUAUAGUAAGUGCAAUCAGGUCGGCUAUGCCUGGGGCAGUUGUGUUUGGUGAUUAUGCUAUCGAAGGUGGUGAAAUGUUUUCACAUGACCGGGAAACCAGUGGCCCAAGUGAACCGAGUGGGUCUCUUCUGACAACAUUCUUUCUAUUUCAUAUGCUCAGCAGUAGUCCGAUUAGAUCAGGUGAUGAGCCAGGAGGCACAUCAAGGGGCCUGAGAAGGCAUAGAAGACGCUAUCUGUGGGGAGAGAAUUUGUUAAGUCUUCAAUACAAUGAUAAUGAUGAUGAUGAUGAUGAUGAUGAUGAUGAUGAUGAGGGGGAGGAGGGCGAAGGAGAUGCUGUAGAUGAAGAAGUUCAGAGACCAAGGAGCCGCCGGAGGUUCAUAAGAUCAAGAUCGGAGGAGCGAGUAUAAUACAUUGGUGGCUUGUGGUAAUUACAUUCUUCGCUGCUGUGAAGUUCUUUUGCCGUGAACCCAUGAUGACUCCUUGCAUGGCAGUGGAUGAUGUGCUUCCUUGCAUUGUUAAAAUGCUGCGCACAUCCUUGCAAUCAAAGACCUAAAGGCUUGUGGACCUCAAGUUCAAGUUUAGAUGACUCAAAUGUGUUUAACACCAUCCAUGAGACCCUCUUGAAUCCGACACUUACGGGGAACACUCGUUCUUAUGGCAAAGCUGGACUGAUCUCAGCACAAUUACACAAGUGAUACUAGAAGCUAGCUUUUGGAGAUGCUCGCUCCAUCACAGUUGGUGCUGUCGCUGGUGCACCAUGUCUUUUUACCUUAUGCACUGUGUGUCAUCUGCAUUUGUUGUAUAUUCUUCACAUAUUACAUUCCAUUGAGUUCAUGCUGCUACUAUUCUGGUUCAUAUCGGGUGUGUUUGGUUGCCUGGAUAUGAUCUGGCCAGACUCAUGAGACGCAGCUUUAUUC
Molecule: messenger RNA, 1907 nt
Organism: Zea mays
Lineage: Eukaryota; Viridiplantae; Streptophyta; Magnoliopsida; Poales; Poaceae
Exons: 2
Coding region: 240-1397 (385 amino acids)
Source: RefSeq, a predicted model, not a curated record